AUGCGGUCCUACGCCGCUCUCUGGUUCUCGCCCUUCCUCUGCUACCCUUCUCGGGCCAUACGCUCAUGCCUGUGCGACCCUCCUCCCCUCCCCUCCCCUUCCCCUCCCUCACCUUCCCUCCCCUCCUCUUCCCUGCCCUCCUUCGUCUUCCCCGUCUUCCCCUCUUCUCCCCCGUUCCUCUUCUCCCCCGUUCCUCUUCUCCCCCGUUCCUCUUCUCCCCCGUUCCUCUUCUCCCCCGUUCCUCUUCUCCCCCGUUCCUCUUCUCCCCCGUUCCUCUUCUCCCCCUUCCUCCCACUUCCCCCAGUGCCCGUGCUGUUGCAGCUGCAGAACACGCUCGAGCUCGUGCAAUACAACUGGGCGGGCGCGGGGGACUGCGCGCUCGCCGCGGAAGUCGGGGAGGCGGAAACCAGGGGAGAAGCGCGGGGAGAACCGGGGGUAGAGGCCGCGGCAGCAGCAGCGGCGGUGGGUGGGGCGGCGGAGCUGUUGUUCCCCCUGCGGGGGAAGGCUGCGGGGGGAGUGGGGCGCGCGGGGUGGGCGGGGGUGGCAUGUGACUCUCAGGGGAACCCCGUCCGCAUGGAGUUCCCCCGACAGGGCCUCACGGGCCAUCUGCCUCUUGACGUCUCCAGGCUAACCUCGCUCACCAAGAUGCUCACCUCGCUCACCAACAUUGACCUGCAGCGAAACCUCAUUAUAGAGCGACUCGACGUCUUCAUCAAGCCUCUCGAAGGACUAACCAACUUACAGCACUUGGACCUCUCGUCCAAUUUCCUCUUCGGCAGCAUCCAGCCGUCCAUCACCGCCGCCUUUCCACGCCUCACAGCACUACUGCUAUCAAGCAACCGCCUCACGGGCCGAGUUCCAUCACGCCUCCCGCCUCUCCUCUCCACCCUCUCCCUCUCCUCCAACUACCUCUCGGGCUCCCUCCCCCGCACCUCCCUCCUCUGCUCCCCCGCCUCCUUCUCCCUCAACUGCUUCUCCAAACAAGACCUUUAUUCCUGCUUCGUCUCCCGAACCAGCCAGCCAGGCUCGGCCGGGCCUCGCUUAGGCUCCGCUGUGCUGGACCUGGCGUCUCUUGUGGAGCAGCAGCGGCCGGAGCAGCAGUGCGGGGAGGCGCUGUGUGGGGGAAUAAGCGAAGGGGAGUAUUGUGAGGGGAAGGGAGUGUGCCGCCCAAUGAUCCUCAGUCCGGCAUUCAAGUAUGGCGAUGUGCUGCCGUGGAUGUGUGCAUGCCACGACGGGGAAGUGGGUCGAUGCUGGGCCCCAGAGUGUGCCUAUGUCGAGAAGAGGGUUGUGGGGGAAGAUGAGGAUAUGGAUGGGCUAGAUGCAAGCAAGGCUGGCGUGUUGAGCUUUCACGUGCCUCUGGCGGAGGAGGAGGUGGUCCAGUUCCUGUGCGAAGGGGAGGUGACGACAUGCGCUGCUACGAGUGCGGCGAACCCGGUCAUUUCGCCCGCGAGUGUCGCAUGCGUCUCGGAGGAGGCGGAGGCGGAGGUGGAGCGCGCGGUCGCAGCCCUCCGCGCUAUCGCCGAAGCCCGGAUUACGGUCGCGAGAGGGAUGAUUCCCCUCGGCGCAGGAGCCCCUCUCCCCGCCGCCGGAGCCCGUCCCCCGGUCGUCGCCGGAGCCCCUCCCCCCCCCGCCGCCGGAGCCCUUCCCCGGACAGGCGCCGCGGAAGCCGAUCUCCCCCGCGCGUCCGCAGCCCGGCUCCCGGGUCCCCGCGUCGUGACGAGCGGAGCCCCUCUCCUCGCCGCCGCCGGAGCCGCAGCCGCAGUUAGGCAUUCGGAGCACCAGUGGACGUGCUUCCGUAAUGGAAUCUUGUGCGCGGGUCUGAAGGAUGACAUGGUCACACGGCUGAUUGCUGCUUCUGCAGCUGCUUCGGGAGCUGCUUUCUAA
Messenger RNA from Closterium sp. NIES-65, 1884 nucleotides. Lineage: Eukaryota; Viridiplantae; Streptophyta; Zygnematophyceae; Desmidiales; Closteriaceae. The record is from the annotation of a GenBank genome assembly.